Messenger RNA from Plasmodium relictum, 4065 nucleotides. Its product is annotated as protein kinase, putative. Lineage: Eukaryota; Apicomplexa; Aconoidasida; Haemosporida; Plasmodiidae. Gene Ontology annotation, molecular function: protein kinase activity; protein binding; ATP binding. Gene Ontology annotation, biological process: protein phosphorylation. The record is from RefSeq and is a predicted model, not a curated record.
AUGGGUAAUGAUGGUAGCAAGGCAAAUAAUUAUGUUGAAUUUGAUAAUUAUAAAUACAUUGGAGAGUUAAAUAAAAAUAAUUUACCAAAUGGAAAAGGAUUAAUUUUAUAUAAUUCAGGAGAAUCAUUUUACGGUUAUUUUUUGAAUGGAAAAAAAAAUGGAAGAGGAAUAUAUAUUGAUAGGAAAUUAACAAAAUAUAAAUGUACUUGGAAAGACGAUAAAGUUUUUAAGAAAUUGAAAAUUAAUCCAUUCAAUAGUAAUACAGUAUUUUAUUUUUUUUAUAAUAAUGGUGUAAUAGAAUCAUGUAAAAUUUAUAAUACCGCUAAGAAUAAUAAAAAAAAAAAAAAAAAAAUACUACAUAAAAGAAAUAGUCAAGAAAUGAAAGGUACAGAUCAAAUUAAUAAAAAUAAUAAUGAAAUAGUAAAUAAUAAUGAAAAAAAAAAUAAUAAUAAUAAUGAGAAUGAAGAUAUUAACAUAAAAUCUGUUAAAAAUAAUUUUAUUAAAAGAGAAAGUUUUGAUAUAAAUGGUAAUAUAAAUGAAAAUAGACAAACAGAAAAUGGUAAUAAUGCAUAUAUAAAUAAUGGCGAGAAUAAUUAUAAUGAUGAUAAAUCAAAUAAAAUUGAUAUUUAUAAUAAUAAAAAAAGAAACAUAAAAAAGAAGGAAAUUAAAGAUUUAUUUUGUUCAAGUUCUUACGAUUCUUCAUUAUCAGAUUCAAGUCUCAUUAAUAUCUUAAAAAAAAAAAAAAAUAAUAAUAAAAAUAAAAAAAAGAGACAAUACAUUUCCGAUUAUCUAGAAGUAAGAAAAGAAAAUCACAAUGAAAUGAAAGACAGAGAAUUUAAUUCUAAUUUAGAGGAUAAAGAAAAGGGAAAAAAAAAAAAAAAAAAAACAACAGAUACUUUAAGAAGUUUUAUAGAUAAAAAUGAAAAUCUUAAUAUAGAAAAUUAUGAAUUAUGGGAAAGAAAAGAAGUAGUUCAGUGGCUUGUAUUAUGUAAUGUACCUAUUAAAUGGAUAAUAGCUAUUUAUAAAAAUAAUAUUACUGGAUAUAAAUUAAAUAAUUUAAAUUUAAAUACUAUCAGAAACAAUCUAGGUAUACUAUCUUAUGGGCAUGCAAUAAAAUUAUUACAGUUAAUAAAGAAUUUAAGAAUAAUGGCUUAUAAUAAAAGAUUAUUAACGUGUCUGAAUUUAGAAGAAUACGAAAAUCAUAUUAGAAAAAAAAAAAAAAAAAAAAAAAAAAAAAAAAAAAAAAAAAAAGAUGAAAAAAUAAAUAAUGUAAUUGAUGAAAAUACGUUACAGAAAGAAAAUAAUAGUACAGAGAUAAAUAGUGAAAAUAAAAAUUCUAAAUUUCUCUUGGAACAUUUAAAUGAAGGAAUAGAAAUGGAAAACAAACAUUUGCAUUGUAAAGAUGUUUUAAUUUCAGAAAAUUUGAAUUCAUUUACAUGUGUAUCCUCUAAUUCUAUUAGAAAACCAAAUAAAAUAGAAAAUGGUGCAUCUGAAAUAAAUUUAGAUAACCCCACCCUAAAUUAUAUAAAAGAAACAAACACAUACGCAAAAAAAAAAAAGAAAAAAAAAAAAAAAGAAAAAAAAAAAAUGAGAGAAAAUGAAGAGAAAGAAAAAGAAGAGAAUAAAAAAGAAAAGGAAAAUAAAAAUGAGGAAAAAAAGAAAAAAAUAGAUAAAGAAAAAUUUAUUUACAACUUUCAUGAAAAAUUGUCUUUAAUAAAUUAUUCCUCAUAUGAUUCAAAUAAAAAUUCUUCUUAUUCGUGUUCAUCCACAUUAUCAUCUUUCACAUCAUCUACAGUAACUUCUUCUGAUUCUUCUAUUUAUUCACAUAUUAGUAAAAAAGAAGACUCUUCAAGUUCCUCAUAUUCCUUGACUUCAUCAGAAAGUUUACAUUUGAAAAAAGAUUUAAGUUCAUUAAGUAAUUUAAAUCAUAUAAAUAAUCAAAAAUUAAAAAAAAUAUCUCAUUCAUCAGCUAUAUCAUCAUCUUUUUCUUCUUCCUCUUCUUCCUCUUCUUCCUCUUCUUCCUCUUCUUCUUCAUCUUCUUCAUCUUCUUUAUCAUCAUAUUCUUCUUCAUCAGCUCUCGCUUCUUCUUCAUUUUGUUCUAGCAAAAGUGAUGAUAUAAUUUUUUAUCCACGUAAUAAAAUAAUAAAGUAUACAAAUAAUAUAUAUAUGAAUAAUAACUUGACUUUUUCUUAUUUAUAUAGUUUUAUAAUACCACAUGAAGAUUUAAUAUUUUUGCAUCCAAUUGAAAACUAUUAUAUUAGUGAUAUAAAUAAUAGUGAUGAUAACAAUAUAAAUUUUAAUAUUGAAGAAAAAUUUCUGUUUAAGAAUAAUAUUAAAGUACCUUUUUUAAAAAAUGUAGAAAAUAAUUACAAUAAAAAUAAAUCACCGAAAUAUAGAAAACUUAAAAGUAGAGUAUUUAAAGGGAAAUAUAUGGGAAAAGAAGUAGCUAUAAAAGUAUUAGUAGGUAAGAUAAAAAAUUUUAAUAAAUUACACAAAAUACUAUAUAAAUUAUAUAUACUAAGGCAUUCUAAUAUUGUACUAAUAAUGGGAAUUUCUAUUAGUUACCCGUUUGUUUUUAUUGUAUAUGAAUAUUUAAAAAAUUUAUGCUUAUUCUCCUAUUUGCACUGCAUAAAAUAUAAGCAUGUUUAUAUAAGUAAUUUUUUUAAAAAAUAUAAAAUGAACUAUAACCUAGAUUUAGAUAAAACAUUAACUGAUUAUAAGAGCAGAAAUGAGCACAAAAAUUUUUAUUCUAAUAUAAAAUCCUCAAAUAAUAAUAGUAAGGUUUUAAAUGAUAAAAAUAAUAUCAAAAAUAGUGAUAGUGAUAAGAACAAUUUAAAAUUUCCAGAAGUGGGAUCAAAAUUUUUUAAUAAUGAAUCAGAAAGCAGUUUAAGUAAUAAUACGUAUUUUGAAAAAAAUAAUAGAGACAAUAAAUAUUAUAAAAAAAAUAAAUUUAAUUUAUUUAAUUAUGAAAAUAAUGUUUUAUGUGGUGUAUACGCUGACGAAUUAGAAGGCAAUAACGAAACACAAAGUUUUUCAUCUAACGAUUCUGAUAUAACAGUAUUUAAUGCUAAUUCAGAAAAAGAGUAUCCAUUAUCAGAAAUUAAUAAUAACUUCAAGAAAAUAAAUCAAAGAGAUAUAAACAAGAAUAAUAAAAAAUUUUAUAAAUUACAAAAUAAAAAAAAAAUCCAAUUAAAUGAUCCCUAUUCUUUUCCUCCUUAUCAAAGGGAGUUACUCUCUUAUUUAAAAAAAGAAAAAAAAAAAAAAAAAAAGAAAGUUUUGUUUUCUUAUUUAAAAACACAAAUAUAUUUUCAUUCACAAAAAAGUAAUUUCAGAAAUAAUCGUCUAAGUGUUCAAAGGAUAAUGAAAAUUAUAACAGAUGUUACAUUAGCUUGCUCUUACUUAGAAAAACAGAAGUUGUAUCCUUUGAAUUUAAAGCCAACCAACAUAUUAUUAGAUGAAUCAUUAAAUGCAAAGAUAGCUGAUUUUGGAAUACAACAAAUUGAAAAAUGCCUUGAUACAAAUAUUGAUUAUUCUUAUAUUGUUUUAUCAAAUAAAUUAAUAAAAUUUAACAAAAAUCAUUUAGAUAAAAAAAGAGUAAAAGAAAUGAAGAUUGUUAACAAAAAUUCAAAUGACUUAUUAUAUAUAUAUGAUGAUAAAAAUAAUGUUCAUAAGUAUAAUACUAGACAACUUUAUGUUUCACCAAGUAGCCAUUAUUCUUAUAUUUCGUUCUGGACUCCACCAGAAAUACUAAGAGGAAAAAAAAGUAGACAUUUAUACUCCGAUGUUUAUGCAUUUGGAAUAAUUCUAUGGGAAAUGUUAUCUAAUAAUAUUCCUUUCAAUUAUCCUUUUAAAUCCCAUUUAAUGGCUUCAGUUGGAUAUGCUAAAGAAGAAUUAUCUUUUAAUAACAUUCCAAUGCCUAUUCAAAGUUUAAUAAAAAGUUGCAUUAAUAGAGAUAAGAGUAAAAGACCUAGUUUUGAACAAAUUUUAAAUACAUUGUCUAAGUUAUAUGAUCAAGCAAAUACAAAAGCAGAAGAUGCAUUAAUUUCAUUUAUGGAUGGAACAUAA